Molecule: messenger RNA, 1215 nt
Organism: Coffea eugenioides
Lineage: Eukaryota; Viridiplantae; Streptophyta; Magnoliopsida; Gentianales; Rubiaceae
Product: 1-aminocyclopropane-1-carboxylate oxidase homolog 1-like
Exons: 3
Coding region: 1-1215 (404 amino acids)
Source: RefSeq, a predicted model, not a curated record
AUGUUAGGCUGUAAUGAAGAAGUAUAUAUACUUGAAGCCCGAAUUGGAACUAUCAAAGAAAUCUUGUUUGAGAAAAGCUUGAUUUGCUUUGACCUGGAAAGGAUGGAUAACUCGAGUGCCAAAGAUAUUGCAAAUCAUUUGGCUGCAGAUGGUGAUCGCUUCAAAGAGCUCAAGGCUUUUGAUGAUUCGAAAGCUGGCGUGAAAGGACUUGUUGAUGCAGGGGCCAAAAGUCUACCCAAAAUCUUCAUUCGGCCACCUGAAGAACUCCUGGAGGAGCUAAACCUUGGCCGUUCCCAGGCAGAAUUUCCAGUGAUAGACCUCAGUGGCAUACAAAGUGGUCAUGAUCAAAGGAAGAGUGUUGUUGAUACACUAAGGCGAGCAUCGGAGGAAUGGGGGUUUUUCCAAGUGGCAAAUCAUGGGAUUCCAGCAAAACUGUUGAAUGGAAUUGUACAUGGCACCUGCAAGUUUCAUGAGCUAGAUGCUGAACUGAAGGAAAAGUACUAUUCUCGUGAUCUGUCGAGAAUAGUGAGAUAUUCUAGCAAUAUUGAUCUGUAUCAAUCAAAUGUUGCUACUUGGAGAGACACUUUGACCAUUAAUCUGAUGACUACUUAUCAAGUUGAACCUGAUGAAUUGCCUGAGGUUUGCAAAAAUGCAGUCAUGGAUUACAUGGAUCAUGUAACCAAGCUUGGAGAAACUCUGUUUGAGUUGCUAUCAGAAGCUCUUGGCCUAAAACUAGAUGACUUAAAUGCCAUGGAAUGUGCAAAAGCCCGCAAUUUUGUUUUGCACUACUAUCCAGCAUGCCCAGAGCCAGACAAAACUCUAGGAACUAGAAGGCAUACAGAUCCGUCCUUCCUUACCAUUCUUCUUCAAGACCAAAUCGGUGGCCUCCAAGUCCUGCGCGAUAACCUGUGGAUAGACGUGCCACCCGUCCCAGGAAGUUUGGUGGUUAACAUUGGAGAUCUUCUUCAGAUUGUCUCGAAUGACAAGUUUAAGAGUGCAGAGCACAGAGUCCUGGCAAACCGUAUUGGACCUAGAAUAUCAAUUGCUUGCUUUUUUUCUGGUGUAAUUGCACCUCCAAAGAUCUACAGUCCAAUCAAAGAACUGGUUUCAGAAGAAUGUCCAGCACUCUACAAAGAAUUCCAAGUUGGAGAGUAUCUCAAGAGCUUCUACUCAAAUUCACUUGAUAAGUCCCGCCUUCAGAAACUGAAAAUCUGA